AGGGGGCGGGGCUCGGCCUGGCUGCAGCCAUUUUGGUGCGAGAGAAACAAUAGGUCGGAAUCGCCGAGGAACCCGGCUGAGGCAGCAGCUUCCUAGGUGACAGACAGGUACACUGUAUGCUAGCCCUGUAUCUGUCUGAGCAGUGGAAUGUGCCGGGAAAGAAGGAGCAACCACUGACUGAACCUUUGCCAGUCUCCCUUCCAAGAGGGAUGCCAGAGCCUUCUGUAUGCUCCUGAGAUGUCACUGGUAUCUAGGCAACAGGGAUGAGCCUGAACCUCUCUGAGGCCAGCUUGCUGAGAGCAUCCUGGCCAGAACAAGCCAAGGAGCCACAACGAGAGGGACACACAGACAACAGACGGAAGACGUACUGGCCGCUGGACUCCGCUGCCUCUAUCUCCCCGCCAUCUGCGCCCGGAGGAUGAGCCCAGCCUUCAGGGCCAUGGAUGUGGAGCCCCGCGCCAAAGGCGUCCUGCUGGAGCCCUUUGUCCACCAGGUCGGGGGGCACUCAUGUGUGCUCCGCUUCAAUGAGACAACCCUGUGCAAGCCCCUGGUCCCAAGGGAACAUCAGUUCUACGAGACCCUCCCUGCUGAGAUGCGCAAAUUCACUCCCCAGUACAAAGGUGUGGUAUCUGUGCGCUUUGAAGAAGAUGAAGACAGGAACUUGUGUCUAAUAGCAUAUCCAUUAAAAGGGGACCAUGGAAUUGUGGACAUUGUAGAUAAUUCAGACUGUGAACCAAAAAGUAAGCUCCUAAGGUGGACAACAAACAAAAAACAUCAUGUCUUAGAAACAGAAAAGACCCCUAAGGACUGGGUGCGUCAGCACCGUAAAGAGGAGAAAAUGAAGAGCCAUAAGUUAGAAGAAGAAUUUGAGUGGCUAAAGAAAUCUGAAGUCUUGUACUACACUGUAGAGAAGAAGGGGAAUAUAAGUUCCCAGCUUAAACACUAUAACCCUUGGAGCAUGAAAUGUCACCAGCAACAGUUACAGAGAAUGAAGGAGAAUGCAAAGCAUCGGAACCAGUACAAAUUUAUCUUACUGGAAAACCUGACUUCCCGCUAUGAGGUGCCUUGUGUCCUUGACCUCAAGAUGGGCACACGACAACACGGUGAUGAUGCUUCAGAGGAGAAGGCAGCCAACCAGAUCCGAAAAUGUCAGCAGAGCACAUCUGCAGUCAUUGGUGUGCGUGUGUGUGGCAUGCAGGUGUACCAGGCAGGCAGUGGGCAGCUCAUGUUCAUGAACAAGUACCAUGGACGGAAGCUGUCGGUGCAGGGCUUCAAGGAGGCACUUUUCCAGUUCUUCCACAAUGGGCGGUACCUGCGCCGUGAACUCCUGGGCCCUGUGCUCAAGAAGCUGACUGAGCUCAAGGCAGUGUUGGAGCGACAGGAGUCCUACCGCUUCUACUCAAGCUCUCUGCUGGUCAUCUAUGAUGGCAAGGAGCGGCCCGAAGUGGUCCUGGACUCAGAUGCUGAGGAUUUGGAGGACCUGUCAGAGGAAUCAGCUGAUGAGUCUGCUGGUGCCUAUGCCUACAAACCCAUUGGCGCCAGCUCUGUAGAUGUGCGCAUGAUUGACUUUGCACACACCACCUGCAGGCUGUAUGGCGAGGACACUGUGGUACAUGAGGGCCAGGAUGCUGGCUAUAUCUUCGGGCUCCAGAGCCUGAUAGACAUUGUUACAGAGAUAAGUGAGGAGAGUGGGGAGUGAGCUUGCUAGCUGCUCCAGUACUUGAAAGAGACUCUGUGUCCCAGGCACAGCUGCGCUGUGUCAGGGAGGAGGCCGGUAUGGCCAGGUGGUGGCUCCUGCAGCCUGGAGCUGAUGUGCAGUGGCCUCUGUGAGCCCCAGCCUGAGCCAGCCCUAGCUGCGCUUGGAGUCUUUAUUUAUUUUAACUAUUUCUUCAACAUUCCACAUUUGAUGAUGAUACCUCUUUCUUCCCUGAGUGUCUAUGUUCUAAUACAAAUCUUUUUGUUUAUUGUA
Cercocebus atys (sooty mangabey) is the source of this 1969-nucleotide messenger RNA. It is a transcript of the gene IP6K2, whose product is annotated as inositol hexakisphosphate kinase 2. The record is from RefSeq and is a predicted model, not a curated record. Lineage: Eukaryota; Metazoa; Chordata; Mammalia; Primates; Cercopithecidae. The transcript has 7 exons. Gene Ontology annotation, cellular component: nucleus; cytoplasm. Gene Ontology annotation, biological process: phosphatidylinositol phosphate biosynthetic process; inositol phosphate biosynthetic process. Gene Ontology annotation, molecular function: inositol hexakisphosphate kinase activity. Bases 419 to 1699 code for a protein of 426 amino acids.